AUGACUCAAUUCGCUUUGAUUGUAGCAGCUACAGAAGAAUUGGGCAUUGGCUUAUUAAGCAACUUGCCAUGGCGUAUUCCCAAAGAUAUGGCCUUCUUCAAGCAUAUCACAUCACAUGUGCCCAAAGCUUUGCAACAACAAUCCAAUGUCCAAAACGCAGUAAUCAUGGGUCGAGUUACUUGGGAGUCUAUUCCGCCAAAAUUCAGGCCUCUGGACAAUAGAUACAACAUUGUAGUGUCGAGAAACCCUACCUAUGAUCUAUUCCUGGCUAAUGCUACACAACAGGGCACAAUCCUUGUCGAUUCGCUGGAAAGUGCAUUCAAAGCAGUGGACCCUGCCAAGCAUGCUCGCGUUUUUGUGAUUGGAGGCGCACAGAUGUACAACUUGGCUAUUCAGCAUGCCAAUUGCUCUCAUAUCUUGCUGACUCGAGUGAUAUCCAAGGUGGAUUGCGAUACAUUUUUCCCUACCAUUGACGACAAAACGUUUCGCCUAGCCAGCCACCAAGAACUAGAAGAUUACGUAGAGCAACAAGUGCCUCAAGGCGUUCAAAAGCACAAGGAACUCGAGUACGAAUUUACAUUAUACAUCAAGCAGUGA
Messenger RNA from Mucor velutinosus, 597 nucleotides. RefSeq lists its product as uncharacterized. The coding region runs from base 1 to 597 and encodes 198 amino acids. Gene Ontology annotation, biological process: dihydrofolate metabolic process; tetrahydrofolate biosynthetic process; glycine biosynthetic process. The transcript is spliced from 2 exons. Gene Ontology annotation, molecular function: NADP binding; dihydrofolate reductase activity. Gene Ontology annotation, cellular component: mitochondrion. The record is from RefSeq and is a predicted model, not a curated record. Lineage: Eukaryota; Fungi; Mucoromycota; Mucoromycetes; Mucorales; Mucoraceae.